Messenger RNA from Sphaerodactylus townsendi, 1343 nucleotides. It is a transcript of the gene CENPV, whose product is annotated as centromere protein V. The record is from RefSeq and is a predicted model, not a curated record. Gene Ontology annotation, molecular function: carbon-sulfur lyase activity. Bases 1 to 1245 code for a protein of 414 amino acids. The transcript has 6 exons. NCBI's taxonomy places the organism in Eukaryota, Metazoa, Chordata, Lepidosauria, Squamata, Sphaerodactylidae.
AUGACAGUUUUUACCUCGGCUGCGGCAAAAGCGCCCAGGCCCCUUAACCGCACCCUCCCUGAAAACGCCCCAUCGUCUGUGCGGGUCGCGGCUUCCCCAUCACCCCCCUCCCCCCGUUUACAUUCAGGUCCGCGCCAUAAAGGCCGCCGAGUGACGCCCCGCCAUGGCAACCGUCAAAAAGAGCCGUUGCCCCGAACUACACCAGCCGACGAGGCCUGCGGUACCUUAAACCCGACGCCCUCCGUCUUCCGUUCCACGUCCUUACCUUUUUUUUCUUACGACCGCCGCGAUUCAAUCGGUCUCAGCGUAAAAACAACAGCCCUCCGACCACCUUCUCCGCAGGCGCUUCAACUAUGCCUGAACGGUUUCCCCCACCGGGCGUAUUUCAGCCUGAACCGUGGGUGCUGGAAGACCUCCUCCUCCUCCUCCUCCUCUGCUUCCGCCACGUGGCCGCCCAUCGCAGCAGCUGCGCGGCUCGGGAGCGCCCUCCAGCGGCCACGCCCGGAGGCGCAGGGCAGCGGCGGCGGCGUGGCCACCAUGGGGAAGGCGAGGAGGACCCCCGCAGCCGCGGCGACGCGGAAAGGCCCCCACCCCGGGGCGAAGAAGCCGCCGGAGCCGCCCGGGGGUGCUCGGGGGGACCGCGCUUCCAAGGGCAAGGCCCCGCCGCGCCAGAAAGCCCGCGAGGCGGAGUCGCCGGGCCCGGAGGAGGAAGAGCAGCAGCAGCAGCAGCAGGGGGGCGCCCUGGCCCUGGGCGCGCAGCAGGACCGCUGGCUCCAGUUCCUGAAGCGCCAGCGGGUGAGCGGCGAGGAGGCGGCCAAGCUCUUGCUGGACACCUUUGAGUACCAGGGGCUGGUGAAGCACACGGGAGGAUGUCACUGCGGAUCUGUCCGCUUCGAGGUCUGGGCCUCGGCCGACCUGCACGUCUUUGACUGCAAUUGCAGCAUCUGUGCUAAGAAGCAAAACCGGCAUUUCAUUGUACCUGCCUCACGUUUCAAGCUGCUAAAGGGUGCUGACGACCUGGCUACCUACACCUUCAACACCCACUGUGCGAAGCACACCUUCUGCAAGACCUGUGGGAUCCAGAGCUUCUACACUCCUCGCUCCAAUCCAGAUGGCUAUGGAAUAGCACCGCACUGCUUGGAUGAAGGCACAGUGCGCAGCGUCACCAUAGAGGCCAUCAAUGGCAAGGAGUGGGAAAAGGCCAUCAAGGCGCAUCCCACAAUCAAGACCUUGUCAAAACCAUAACUGUGCCGACUCCAAGAAGCAUGGACGCCCAGGACUGCUCAGCAAGAGAUCCCUGUUUCCACCGUUUAGAAAAUAAAACUUGUAUUUUUGUAAAAUAA